ACUAAAUUUGGGCGGAAUGCAGGUGCCUCAUUUAAAUAGAAAAGGAUAAUUAGUUAGAAAUUCAAGUCGAGCCGUGCAACAAGAAUUUGAUACACGGACAGGUAACCCAAGCGUCGCUCUUUGUCUGUCUCAUUAGCAUAGACACACAUAUAUAUAAAUAUAUAUAUAUAUAUAAGCUCGUACUGGAUGGGAAACGCUAUCACACAGCCUUACUUCUUACUCAGGAUCACAUGAGCAGGAAUCUUCAAAGCGCAGGUUAAAUAUGUCACUUACUUCAAUCCUCUCGGCUGAGGCGAUAGAGAAUGCUGUCAAAGACUGCCAAGCUCCAGAUUCUUUUUGUUACAAAAAGUUCUUCCAACUUUGUGGCUUAAGUCAGAAAAGUCCCCAGGAGGUGAAGGAAGUGUUCCGCAUCUUAGAUGAAGAUAACAGUGGAAGUAUUGAGGAGGCUGAGCUCAAGUUCUUUCUCCAGAGAUUUUCCCCGGGGGCCCGAACUUUGACAGAAAAUGAGAUCAAGAGCCUCAUUAAAGCUGCAGAUAAAGACGCCGAUGGCACCAUUGGAGUAGAUGAGUUCCAGACUAUGGUGUCAUUCUGAAAGCCUUCAGUCAUAUUCAAUCCCAGACGACUCCGGCUAACAGCCACAACACUGUGUCUUUAUCUUUCCCAGCAUUUUACACAAAGUUUCUUAUUGACCUUUUUCCUCAGCACAUUUAUUUGUCUUUUAAAUACAUGUUUCUGUGUUAUUGUUCUGCACUGACCCCAAAAUGACCAAUGACAAAACUGUUCAGGGAAAAUAAAAUAAAGUCAUUAAAA
Messenger RNA from Triplophysa rosa, 810 nucleotides. RefSeq names its product parvalbumin 9 (gene pvalb9). The record is from RefSeq and is a predicted model, not a curated record. Bases 263 to 592 code for a protein of 109 amino acids. Gene Ontology annotation, molecular function: calcium ion binding. Gene Ontology annotation, cellular component: nucleus; cytoplasm. The transcript is spliced from 5 exons. Lineage: Eukaryota; Metazoa; Chordata; Actinopteri; Cypriniformes; Nemacheilidae.